Messenger RNA from Tarenaya hassleriana, 3269 nucleotides. RefSeq names its product 5'-3' exoribonuclease 4. Gene Ontology annotation, cellular component: nucleus. The coding region runs from base 110 to 2989 and encodes 959 amino acids. Gene Ontology annotation, biological process: nuclear-transcribed mRNA catabolic process. Gene Ontology annotation, molecular function: 5'-3' RNA exonuclease activity; zinc ion binding; RNA binding. The record is from RefSeq and is a predicted model, not a curated record. The transcript has 22 exons. Lineage: Eukaryota; Viridiplantae; Streptophyta; Magnoliopsida; Brassicales; Cleomaceae.
GUUCGCUAUCGAGUUCCCAAAGGGUAAUUCCGUAAAAUACCAUUCGGUUCUCUCUCCCCUGAAAAUCAGAACCCGAUCCGAAGAAGACCAGAGCUUGUAGCCGACGGAGAUGGGUGUGCCGGCGUUUUACCGGUGGCUCGCCGACCGAUAUCCCAAGUCCAUUAGCGACGUUGUGGAAGAGCAACCAACGGACGACGGUCGUGGCGGCGUAAUUCCGGUGGAUAUCACCAGACCUAACCCUAAUGGGUUCGAAUUCGAUAAUCUCUACUUGGAUAUGAACGGAAUCAUUCAUCCUUGUUUUCAUCCCGAGGGAAAGCCUGCACCUGCAACAUACGAUGAUGUAUUCAAAUCAAUAUUCGAGUACAUUGACCAUCUUUUCUCUUUAGUGCGUCCGAGGAAGCUUCUUUAUAUGGCUAUUGAUGGGGUUGCUCCUAGAGCCAAAAUGAAUCAACAGCGUUCUCGACGAUUCAGAGCUGCGAAAGACGCAGCUGAGGCUGAAGCCGAGGAAGAGAGGUUGAAGAGAGAAUUUGAUGUUGAGGGAAAAUUGUUGUCUGCUAAAGAAAAAACGGAAACCUCAGAUUCAAAUGUCAUUACUCCUGGAACCCCAUUUAUGGGUGUACUGUCAGUGGCUCUUCAGUAUUACAUUCAAACUAGGUUAAACCAUAACCCUGGCUGGCGGUAUACUAAGGUUAUUCUUUCUGAUUCAAAUGUUCCUGGCGAAGGAGAACACAAGAUAAUGUCAUAUAUCCGUCUCCAGCGUAAUCUUCCUGGCUUCGAUCCAAAUACUCGCCAUUGUCUUUAUGGUCUGGAUGCAGACUUGAUAAUGCUAGCCUUAGCUACACAUGAGGUUCACUUCUCAAUCUUAAGAGAGGUUGUUACUUUUCCUGGCCAACAGGAAAAAUGUUUUGCAUGUGGACAAGUUGGUCAUUUUGCCGCAGAUUGCCCUGGAAAAUCAGGCAAUGCUAAUGCGGCAGGUGACAUACCUGUAUACAAGAAGAAGUAUCAGUUCUUGAACGUCUGGGUGCUGCGAGAAUAUCUGCAAUAUGAACUGGCCAUUCCGGAUCCUCCCUUUGAAAUAAACUUUGAGAGGAUUAUCGAUGACUUUGUAUUCCUCUGCUUCUUUGUCGGCAAUGACUUUCUUCCUCAUAUGCCUACCUUGGAAAUUCGUGAGGGUGCUAUAAACUUACUGAUGCAUGUAUAUAGAAAGGAGUUUACUGCUAUGGGUGGUUAUCUUACUGAUUCCGGUGAGGUUUUGUUAGAUAGAGUAGAACAUUUCAUUCAAUCUGUUGCCAUUCAUGAAGACCAAAUUUUUCAGAAAAGAGCGAGAAUAAAACAGGCUAUGGAGAACAAUGAAGAACUGAAACAAAAAGCAAGAAGAGACCCUUCUGAGGAGCCAGAAGCACCGGUGGAAGACAAGAUUAAACUAGGAGAGCCAGGAUACAAGGAUAGAUAUUAUGCUGAAAAGUUUGGUGUGACCAAUCCAGAAGAAAUCCAGCAAAUCAAACAAGACUUGGUGCUGAAAUAUGUGGAAGGUUUAUGCUGGGUUUGCCGCUACUAUUAUCAGGGCGUUUGCUCUUGGCAAUGGUUUUAUCCAUACCAUUAUGCUCCAUUUGCUUCAGACCUUAAGAAUCUAUCCGAUUUGGAAAUCACAUUUUUCAUAGGAGAGCCCUUUAAACCUUUUGACCAGCUCAUGGGAACCCUACCGGCUGCAAGCUCAAAUGCGCUGCCGGAAGGAUACCGAAAGUUGAUGACUGAUCCUUCAUCACCGAUCCUCAAGUUUUACCCUGCUGAUUUUGAGAUUGACAUGAAUGGCAAGCGAUUUGCCUGGCAGGGUGUUGCCAAACUCCCUUUCAUUGAAGAGAAACUAUUGUUAUCUGCUACGAGGAAGCUCGAAGAAACUUUAACGGAGGAAGAACAGCUUCGCAAUAGUGUGAUGCUUGAUUUGUUAUACGUACAUCCUGCUCACCCGUUGGCCCAGCAGAUUCUGGAGUACUACCGGUUCUACCAUUGGUUGCCACCACACGAAAGACUUCCGUGGGUGAUUGACACAAAUGCUAGCCAAGGGAUGAAUGGGUUUCUCUGGUUAUCUGAAAGGAAUGGUUUUCAAACUAAAGUGGAUUCCCCUGUCAACAGUUUGCCAUGCCUCGAGCAUAACCGAGCAGUAAGUGUUACGUAUCUGAAUCCAGCGAAACAUAGUCAUAUCCCGCAACCACCUAGAGGGGCGAUCAUUCCAGACAAGAUCUUGACGAUUGGAGAUAUUAAGCCAUUUCCCAUAUUAUGGCACGAAGACAAUAGUAGUCGCCGCCAACAGUCCCGAGAUAGGCCACAAGUGGCUGGUGCUAUAGCAGGUCAAAUGUUGGGAGAAGCGGCACACCGUCUCAUCAAGAACACCCUUAACAUCAAAUCGUCAAGUGGUUCAGCUUCAGGAUUACUAGAUCCAUACCCAUACUACCGAAAUGGACCUGGUAAUAGUUACUUUACAGGUGGUAGACCGAGACCAGCUGGCCCCUCUAACUACAGAAGGGGAAACGACGAUGAGUCAAGCCAUUACUAUUACGGGCAGUAUAACAAUGGUCCUGGGGUGUUCAGCGGUGGUCCAAGAAAUCCCAGUUCCUCAAAUGGGUCACUCGGCUUUAACAGGAAUAACUUCAGACCACGAGAACAACAGCCGCAACAGCAAAACCGUGGCAUCAGAGCCGGAAUGUACCAUCUGUCAAUAGAAGACAAUGUCAGAAGUAGACAACCACCCGAUAAUCACCCGAACAGGACACAACACGACAACUAUUCAAAAGGUGAGAGUGUCCAUCAUGUCAACCCAUUGCCUUCGCCUCCUACGAAAUGGAUCAACAGGCCAGGGGGAGCUGGGAACAUGGAUGGUGUUUACUAUCUGCAAGGAGUUGCAUCAGGCGAAACAAAUGGGAAAACCGGCAAGAAAAUGGUUUAUCAGGCCAAGGCACAACAGACGCAGAUGGGAACAACGAGCGAAUGAAUGAACAGGCCAAUACCGUCUAGAUUUGAUUUCGAAAACUUGUGGGGUGACCGAUGUUGUGUCCUUCAGAGACUUACCCUCCAACUGUGGCAGAAACAGAAAUAUCUCCCAGAGUGUUGCGGCUUCGGUUUCUCGAGAAUUUAUAGAGAGAAGAAGCAAAGCUGGUGAUGAGACUUGUAGUUUGAGUUCAGACACAUUGUGUAUACCAUCGAGUCAUACAUUUGAAGUUUCUUUCUCUGUUAUAGUUUUAUGUACUGUUGUGUCUUUCUGUUUUUUUUAA